CAUAUUCUCCUAUGCAUUACUUGGCCACUCCAGCACUUAUUUGUUGUUAUAAUUGCCAUGACAUGACCAUUGCAUCUCAUUAGACUAAUGUAAAAAAGAGUUUUAAAUUCAAACCCUAAAUUCUACCAUAAAAAAAAAAAAUUCAAUUCAGUUCUUAUAUAAUUAUAUUACUUUUUUAAAUUAAAAAAAAUAAAUUUUUUCGCAUAUAGAUUUCUAGUAAAAUUUUAGUUUCAAACAAGUUCUAUAUGUUAUUAAGAUUUGAAUGCUUCCUCUACUUGCAUAUCAAUGCAUGUGAGUUUGAGUUUCUUCAACAUUCAAUAUCUUAAGUUAGGCAAAACACUCUAAGCAAUAUUUAUAUAAAGUUGAAACCUUCAUUUCCCUCAUAUCCUAUUCAUCACCAUUGCUGGGUCAACACCUUCUGUGUAGCGCAAUUUAAUGAACAUUGAACUCAAUAUCUAUAAUUCUCUAUUUUGCCAAUGCAAAUCUUUUGACAUCUCUCCCUCUCCAAGUUCUCAAGAUGAAAACUUCUUCCAUCCAAUCUUUCCUUCUCUCUUUUCUGAUCAUCGCCUUCCUCUUCUCAAUAUUAUCCUUGCCAAGAUAUGUCUAUGGUAAUGAACUAUACUCCAACUGUGCUCCUUUCAGCUGUGGAAACAUCACUGAUAUUAGCUACCCCUUUUGGGGAAACAACCAGCCUGAGUACUGUGGGAGGCCAGGCUUCAAGAUUGAUUGCAAGGAAGAAGUAGCAACUUUGGAUAUCAUGUCCCUCAAGUAUCAGGUCAUUGCAAUCAAUCCUGACACUCAAAUCCUGAGGAUUGCGAGACUAGAUCUACUGACUAGCAUUUGUCCUCGUCAGUACUUCAAUACCACCUUGAAUCUUACUCUCUUCAAUUAUACUUCUAAUGAUGUGGUGGAUGCCACCUUGUUCUACAAUUGUGAACUAUCACCAGAAUCUUUGGUUUUUAACGAAUUUAGCUGCCCCAUAAAUAACGUUCCUCGGGAUGCCUACUUGAUGGUGCCCACAGUUUCCAGAAAUGAAUAUUUGUUGGGUUGCAACAUUAGUAUUGCAAUUCCAAUCCUGGCGAGGGCUGUUCAGGGAUUGUUGCUAGCAGAGUUGACUGUUAUCCAAGUUCUAAAUCAAGGCUUUGAGGUUAGGUGGAUUCUGGAUCAAGUGCAAUGUGGAGAUUGUUUAAGGUCAGGUGGAAGAUGUGGAUAUAAUUGGACUGUGAAUCAAUUCAGUUGCUUCUGCCCUGACCAAGCUUAUUCCAGGACGUGUCCAAGCCCCAUGCCAUCAGGAAGCUUGUUGAAUCCUGGAGAAACUACUUCAGGUAAGUGUGCAUUUGACUCUUGAAUCUAGCUAUCAAGUUGGCUUCUAGGUACUAAUUAUAGGAAGUGAACAUUAAUAAGAGGAAUCCAAUUGCAUCCGAAGUCUAAUGAUUUCCCUCGAAUUUCAACUAAUCUAAGGUUUUGGCUUCACAUCUUGCCUUAAA
Hevea brasiliensis (rubber tree) is the source of this 1487-nucleotide messenger RNA. Its product is annotated as LEAF RUST 10 DISEASE-RESISTANCE LOCUS RECEPTOR-LIKE PROTEIN KINASE-like 2.1. The record is from RefSeq and is a predicted model, not a curated record. Bases 518 to 1348 code for a protein of 276 amino acids. NCBI's taxonomy places the organism in Eukaryota, Viridiplantae, Streptophyta, Magnoliopsida, Malpighiales, Euphorbiaceae. Gene Ontology annotation, molecular function: polysaccharide binding. The transcript has a single exon.